Messenger RNA from Cyphellophora europaea CBS 101466, 318 nucleotides. RefSeq lists its product as uncharacterized. The transcript has a single exon. The record is from RefSeq and is a predicted model, not a curated record. The coding region runs from base 1 to 318 and encodes 105 amino acids. Lineage: Eukaryota; Fungi; Ascomycota; Eurotiomycetes; Chaetothyriales; Cyphellophoraceae.
AUGCUUAGACUACCACUACGGGCUCCGCGCUCUAUUCCGAAAGUUAUUCGCGUGCGCCACCGGUCAUCUGAGAGCAAGUCGACAACGGGCAAAGGGUCAGGCGAAGGCGCUAGUGAGAAGAAGGCCGAGCAGGAGGCAUUGAACAGCAAUGACAAACAGAAACCGGUGGGCAAAACCUCUUCCCAGCUGGACGAAGAUAUGCGACGGGCGAUGGAAGGUUUAGCAGGCGACGGUGGAGAGGCGGGCUUGGAACUUGAAAAUGGCAAGCCUGUCGCUAUGAAGCGGGGCGUACGUGACAACAUGUUCAGGUACAUCUGA